Molecule: messenger RNA, 627 nt
Organism: Gryllus bimaculatus (two-spotted cricket)
Lineage: Eukaryota; Metazoa; Arthropoda; Insecta; Orthoptera; Gryllidae
Source: the annotation of a GenBank genome assembly
AUGCUCUUCCGGGCGCGUUGCAACCACCGCCGCUGCUCCCGGGGCGCUGAAGGCCAAGGGACGUGCACCGGACCAGUCGGGCCGAGGACCACCUGCGAAGGAAGACUCCCCGGCGUGGUGCAGUGUGGUUGUGGUUGUGGCUGCGGUCGCUCGCCCGCUGACUGCCGCGGGGCAGUUUGUGGUGGAGAAGGAUCGAGUAGCAUUUUGCUACUCUUUGCCGUGUCUGCAGCUCGACCAGACGAGACGAAAGGAAAUGUUCCUAAGCCGGCGAUGAGUUCUUUGACUUUUGCGGAUGCCCUGAAGUCGUCGUCGCCGGCGGCGAAGAAGACGUCGACGAGCGAGGCGCCGCGCGAGGCCUGCCCCACGGACAGCGUCACCUCCAGCUACGGCGUCGGCCCCACCGACGAGCACGGCCGGCCGCUCUUCGGCCUCAAGGCGCUGCGGCGCCAGAACACCGGCACCAACACUCAGCCCCCGUCAGGUGAGCCUCGCGCGCCUCUGGCGCACCUCUUGCUGGGCACCAACACUCGGCCCCCGUCAGGUGAGCCAUGCGUGCCUUUGGCGCACCUCUUUCUGGGCACCAACACUCGAUCCCCAGCAGUUGAGCCAUGCGUGCCUUUGGCAUAC